CCGGCGGCCCGUCCGGCGCUCCAAGGGCAGGCGGCUAUGGCGGCCGUGGCGGUGGUGGCGGCGCGGGGCGGCCUCCGCGGGGCUCUGCUGGUGCAGCAGCAGCGCUGGAGCUCGGGAUCGGGCGCCGACCAGCUGGGCGAGCUGGGUAAAGGCGCAGGGAAGGGCGGCGGCGGCGGCGGUUCCAUCCGUGAGGCCGGCGGCGCCUUCGGGAAGAAGCAGGCGGCCGAGGAGGAGCGGUACUUCAGGGAAAAGGAGCGGGAGCAGCUCUCUGCCUUACGGAAACACCACGAGGAAGAGAUCCACCACCACCAGAAAGAGAUUGAGCGUCUGCAGAAAGAAAUCGAGCGCCACAAGCAUAAGAUCAAGCAGCUUAAAGAUUAAGCUGGUGCUCUUGUUGAAUGUGCAUGGCCAAUGCUGAUCAUGGUGUAAAACAGCGUGAAGACUGUAUUUUUUGGUCUACAUAAUCCAAAUCCAUACAAUUAUGGUCUGCAACAACAUCAAAUAAACUACUCAGUCUCA
This is a messenger RNA of Hirundo rustica (Barn swallow), 519 nucleotides long. RefSeq names its product ATP synthase inhibitory factor subunit 1 (gene ATP5IF1). The record is from RefSeq and is a predicted model, not a curated record. The transcript is spliced from 3 exons. Bases 37 to 381 code for a protein of 114 amino acids. Gene Ontology annotation, molecular function: ATPase inhibitor activity. Gene Ontology annotation, biological process: negative regulation of ATP-dependent activity. Gene Ontology annotation, cellular component: mitochondrion. NCBI's taxonomy places the organism in Eukaryota, Metazoa, Chordata, Aves, Passeriformes, Hirundinidae.